Messenger RNA from Talaromyces marneffei, 2637 nucleotides. RefSeq lists its product as uncharacterized. Gene Ontology annotation, biological process: chloride transport; transmembrane transport. The transcript is spliced from 7 exons. The record is from RefSeq and is a predicted model, not a curated record. Gene Ontology annotation, cellular component: early endosome; Golgi apparatus; membrane. Lineage: Eukaryota; Fungi; Ascomycota; Eurotiomycetes; Eurotiales; Trichocomaceae. Bases 1 to 2637 code for a protein of 878 amino acids. Gene Ontology annotation, molecular function: voltage-gated chloride channel activity.
AUGUCAUUGGCAACUCCCAGUUCCAGCGAUGUGGGAUUAAGCUCUUCCACACAGGGCGCAUAUGCAAACGAGUCCGAAGACGACGAUCCGGUCUCGAACUAUAGCCGAGAUGAAGCCAUUUUCGCCGAAGAUCCUUUUUCGCAAAAUGAUUCCGAACCAAUAUCCUUCAAGCGCAAGCAAAAACAGCCUUCUCGCUUCAGCCUAUCAAACGUCUUUUCCGGCAUCGGCAGCAGUACGUCGCAAAUCCCUGCAGCCUCGCGAAACCAAGAUGCAAACCUUACCGACUGGCCGAACGUUGCAGACAAUUCGAGACCUGUAGCCGCCAACAGCGAUGUCGGCGAUUUCAAAGAAGACGGUCCUCUGGAUUGGUAUGUUGAAGGGCCAGGCCGGAGAUUAGCCUACGACGACUUGACCGCAAUCGAUUGGGUUUUUGAAUAUACCAAAGAACGUCAAAGGAAACGGCUUUUAUUUUCGACAGGGCAAGGUGUAUUAGGUCAUUUGCGUCAAAUAUUGGAUGGGAGUUAUGUUUGGGUAGUAUUGGUCGCCUCAGGAAUUGCAGUCGGUCUACUUGCGGCGGGUAUAGAUAUUGCAAGCAAUUGGUUGAGUGAUAUAAAGACUGGUUACUGCAAAGGAGAAGAAGGCUUUAGCCAAUUCUACCUUAAUCGUGGAUUUUGUUGUUGGGGACAUGAAGACUUUUCAGAAUGUUCUGGUUGGAUACCAUGGAGAAAGGCCUUUAUGGUAGCCUCUGCUGGCGGAGGUUACGUGUUGGAGUAUAUACUUUUUAUAAUGUUUGCUGUCCUUUUUGCAACUUGUGCCUGUAUAUUAGUACGAAGCUAUGCCCCAUAUGCCAAACAUAGUGGAAUUCCUGAGAUCAAAACAGUCUUGGGAGGCUUUGUCAUGAAGCGCUUCAUGGGUGGCUGGACCUUGGUUAUCAAAUCGCUAGGGCUGUGCCUUGUUGUCGCUUCUGGCAUGUGGGUAGGCAAAGAAGGUCCUCUUGUCCAUGUCGCAUGCUGUUGUGCGAACAUUCUAAUGAAGCCGUUUGAUACUUUGAAUAAUAAUGAAGCUCGAAAACGAGAGGUUCUGUCCGCUGCUGCUGCUGCGGGCAUUUCUGUUGCUUUCGGCGCACCAAUUGGUGGUGUACUUUUCAGUCUGGAGCAACUCUCGUACUAUUUCCCUGAUAAAACAAUGUGGCAGAGCUUUGUAUGUGCAUCUGUUGCAGCCGUUACAUUGCAAGCAUUAAACCCUUUUCAUACCGGCAAAAUCGUGCUUUACCAAGUCACUUAUACCAGGGAAUGGCAUCGCUUUGAAAUGAUACCUUUCAUGAUCCUCGGCAUUUUCGGUGGCUUGUAUGGAGGUCUCUUCAUAAAACUUAACAUGAAGGUAGCCAGAUGGCGCAAGUCUAGAGGCUGGGCUUUCCCGCUCCUCGAAAUAGCCGUGGUUGCAGUCAUUACUGCGCUGGUGAACUUUCCUAACAAAUUCAUGAGAGCACAGUCUUCAGAGCUUGUCUAUCAGCUUUUUGCCGAAUGCGCAACCACAACGGACGAUCAGCUCGAUCUGUGCAAGACCGGUGCAGCGUCCUUUGGUGUUAUCGCACUUUUGCUUAUGGCAGCGAUGGCUGGUUUUUGUCUAGCAUCUGUAAGCUUCGGUUUAGAGAUACCUGCAGGUAUUAUUCUUCCUUCUCUGGCAAUUGGCGCUUUGUUUGGUCGCGCACUUGGCAUUGCUGUUGAGAUGUGGCAAGCUGCAUUUCCGACUUUUGUUCUGUUUCAAAGUUGCGAACCAGACAUACCCUGCAUAACCCCAGCAACAUAUGCUAUCAUAGGGGCAGCAUCAGCCCUUGGAGGGGCCACCAGAAUGACUGUCUCGAUUGUUGUGAUCAUGUUCGAGCUGACCGGAGCUUUGACCUACGUAAUUCCAAUUAUGAUUGCAGUUAUGCUCUCCAAAUGGUGUGGUGAUAUCUUUGGCAAACGCGGCAUCUACGAGUCCUGGAUUCACUUUAACGAGUAUCCAUUCCUGGAUCAUAAAGAUGAUAGACCUCCACCAGAUAUGCCCGUAUCAAGAAUGAUGACAAAUAUCGACGACCUCACCAUAAUUCCUGCAGUUGGCCACACUAUUGAAUCAUUGAAAAGUCUACUUGCUCAGACGCGUUAUCGCGGGUUUCCAGUUGUCUUAGAUACAUCGAAUCCGAUUUUACUCGGCUUCAUUACUCGAAAGGAACUAUCAUAUGCACUGGAAUCAUCUCUAUCAUCUUCGAACCGCAAUCUAGGUCCAGAAACGCAAACGUAUUUCGUCCAUCAACCAUUCGCCGACCCCAGCGAUACUCUUGACCUGCGACCCUGGAUGGACCAAACCCCUAUAACACUCAAUAGUCACAUCAACUUUUCAAUCGUCCUAGGCAUGUUCCAGCGCCUAGGCUUGCGAUAUGUCCUAUUUGUCCACAAGGGUCAUCUAAGAGGUCUGCUCACCAAGAAGGAUGUCUGGUUCAUUCUCAAUGGAAUGGAAAACAGACGCGAAAAGGACUUUGAAGAUGCUCCGCCUCGAGAAGCGAAUAGGUCGGAAGCGGUUGGAUUACUAGGUCAUGAGAUAUCACAAGGGGAUACCGAGGAUAUUGGCCUCAUGGAGGGUCGAAAUUCUUUAUGA